GGCUGAAAAAUGUUGCGAUUCAGUCGCUGAAAUAUAUUUUUUGGCGCAAUGCAUAUACUAGUUUGUGUUGUUUCCAGUUCAUAGACCUUAUUUCCCAUCCCAUCAACUCACUAAUCUAACGUCACGUUUUUCAUUUUAGAAAUGGUUAUAGCGUCGGAAAUGUCGUUUGCUUCCAUUGCUUGAAUAAUAAGUUACCUAAGACGGGAGUGAUUACAUCACCCAUACGUUGAUAUCAGGACAACGCGGAUUCGAGAUUGCUUCCGAUCCAAGAGACUCUUACCGAAUGCGCUGCUGGACCGCGUUUCUACUUUUGCAAUCUCGUGCGGAUAUCGCAGAGGGAAUGCAUUAUGACAUAUUUCAUUAUAAGUGAGAUUUUCGCCUUUCUUCUCCUCGUUCGUCACCAGGAUUCGUUUACGUCAUUUUGCUUCCCCUGUGACGCAAACUUAUAAGGAAUACAUAGAACGCUUUCUAGCAUCAAAAGUUUGAGCUUUCGUGAAGUUCCUUGCGCUCUCUUACCACAUCUUCGUUAUGAGGUAAUAGACGGCACCGUGAGUCUAUUCUUAAUUAUAAUCACAGUUUCAAUUUGAAUCAAAGUCAAAAGUGCUGUUCAACUAUCGAUUUUCAUUAUAUAUCCUCCCACGAGCUGACAUAAUAAUAUAAUAAGGACACCGCCCUCCAAAAUAUCGACCGCGUUGUAGGAGGAUUGUGCGCCGCCGCAGAAUAUUCUAUACGGUACACAUUGGGGGGUGCAAUAGUUAGCGCUGCAAAGGGGGUAAGAAACGGUAGAAUGUCUUCCAAAUAUUACGUUUCUCUCUGCUGACCGUCCCGUUCAAACAAACUUUGUUUGGUGAUCUUCAACGAAAAAUUUCAAAUAACCCCGCGGAUUUGUGAUACUUGAGAAAGAAAGAAAGAAUGGAGCACCGGUGGAACCAACUGACGGAGAAAUUGAUAGCAUCGGUCAGUGUCAGAGAAAAAUGGUGGAAUCGGAUUUGUCUCGCACUAACCGGAAAAGAAGGGCGGAGGCACUACUACAACCUGGAAAAUUUGGAAAAACGAUUCACGCUGUUUGAAACGAUCUCUCAUCGGCUUUGUAAUCCGCAAGCUGUGGCUUUAGCGAUGUUUCUUCAACAUUUACACUACGAUCCCCGUCUACCCGGCAUUUCGGAGGAACUAACUUGGGCAACCCUCGAAGAAUUCAUUGCGGAUGCAGAGCAAGCGAUUCCUGAAUUAAUCAGUGACUUGAGAGAAUUAAUCGAGGCAGCCCUUAUCAAUUCCACUCCUGUCCAUUUAACACCCGACGCAGUUGGGUCUGGUGAUGUGCACUACUUUCUUGACAUAGACAUGGCCGUGUUGGGCAGUUCAUCCAGCGAAUACGCCGAAACUUUAACUAUGAUGCGAGAAGAAUACGGAUUCACCUCUGACGUUGACUACUUCGAGUUGCGGCUCAAAGUGCUGAGAUAUUUUCUGCAGAUACCCAACAUUUACGCCACCGAAGACUUCCGGAAUCGGUAUAACGAAAAAGCUCGUGACAACAUAAUCAACGAGAUAUCAAACAUUGAAGACCGUCUGAAAACGAUUCGAGCUUCGCCGUGAAAUCUAACUUAUUAAUAGCAGCAGGUGCUGGAGACUGAAUUUUAAAUGUCCUAACAUGUGGAAUAUCGUCCAAGGAAAUCAUUGUUGGUUGGCUGAAUUGUCCUGCGAAGAGCUCUGUGUGUCGAAUAAGACGGAAUCGAAAUAAAAACAAUAGUCAAGUU
Daphnia pulex (common water flea) is the source of this 1754-nucleotide messenger RNA. RefSeq lists its product as uncharacterized. The record is from RefSeq and is a predicted model, not a curated record. The coding region runs from base 913 to 1593 and encodes 226 amino acids. The transcript has 4 exons. NCBI's taxonomy places the organism in Eukaryota, Metazoa, Arthropoda, Branchiopoda, Diplostraca, Daphniidae.